Molecule: messenger RNA, 3420 nt
Organism: Dermochelys coriacea (leatherback sea turtle)
Lineage: Eukaryota; Metazoa; Chordata; Testudines; Dermochelyidae
Gene: AZI2
Product: 5-azacytidine induced 2
Exons: 8
Coding region: 118-1410 (430 amino acids)
Biological process (GO): canonical NF-kappaB signal transduction
Cellular component (GO): cytoplasm
Source: RefSeq, a predicted model, not a curated record
CGGGAGCACCUCUGCGCCCACGCGCUUCCUGCCCGCCCCGCUGCCUGCUCCGGGCCCCCCGGGGCUCGUCCGCAUUGGGACGGUUCCUGUCUCUCCUCCAGCGACUUAGCGGAGGCGAUGCGGGGCGCCGUGCCCUGGUCCGCGCGGACCGCACAGUCACGGGCAGCGGCGUCUGUGCUGGCCAGAUGGCCCCGGGCCUCCACAGGGAAGUUACCUUUAAAUCCACCCACUGUCAUGGAUGAGCUGGGAGAAGAUGACAUCUAUAUUUUGAAUCAUGAAAAAGCAGAUGGUACUCACAGAAGAGAGAAAGAGAUUCCUGUUCCAGCAUAUGCAGGGGAUGAGUCCAUUGCUUCACAUUUUGCACUUGUCACUGCUUAUGAAGAUAUCAAGAAACGACUAAAGGAGACAGAGAAGGAGAACUCCUUCUUAAAGAAAAGAGUAAGACUCUUAGAAGAAAAGCUGCUUGGCUCCCGUUCGGAAGAAGAAACAAGCUCAGUUGGACGUGAGCAAGUAAACAAGGCCUAUCAAGCCUAUCGAGAGGCCUGCAUCGAGAGAGAUAAUCUGAAAAGCAAACUGGAUAAAACGAUAAAAGAGAAUACAGAGUCCUUGAAAAUCUUGAGUGAGCAGUUGCAGUCUAAAGAAGUGGAGCUCCUACAACUAAGAAGUGAAGUGGAAACUCAACAAGUGAUGAGGAAUCUAAACUCUACUCCAUCUAGCUGGGAAAUAGAGAAGCUGAAUAGUGACCUGAAAGUGCACAGUCUGGAACAGGAACUAGAAGAGCUGAAAAAAGAAUGCAACGGUCUCAGAAAAGAACUGCAGAAGGACCAGGGUCAGGAAUUAAAUCUGUUAAAUGGAGACCUCCUCCAAAAACAAAAUAUUCAGAGUGAAAAUGUGCAGCAAGCAUACUGGGAAUUGAAGAGGGAAAUGUCUAACUUGCAUCUGGUGACUGAAGUGCAAGCUGAGGUUCUACGAAAACUGAAAACCGCAACUGCAACCAAGAAAGCGUCUACUUGUGCACCAGUACAAUGUGUUGAAGACGUGGAGAAGAACCUCACAAAGUUACAUUUGACUUCUUCUGGGGCAGUCUACAAAAAAACCUCUCUUUCACAAAAUGACAAACUUCUCUGCAAUGCCAUAGCUCCCCCUCUCCCAAGAGAUGUAAAAAUCCUGUCUGAACAGGCAAAUCUUCAGUCGUGGACAGAUGAGAGACCCAUGGCAAUUGGGAGCACCACCUGUCAUGAACAAAACUCGUAUGGAAAGAGCUCUCUGGAAGAUAAUUCCUGGGUAUUCCCAAGCCCUCCAAAACCUAGUGAGACAAUGUUUUGGGAAAUGAAAAAUAAAUCUUCUUUGUCAAACUAUCCAAUAGAUUACCUGGAUCAGUGUAAUCAAAACUGCCUGCACAAGAGCUAAGUAGUUUCUGAGAGAGACUGGUGCUAGUUCUGAAUAGGCACCCGAGUGCUAGAAUUUUUUUAAAGAGAAAAGUAGUUAGCUGAAAUGUGGAGGUAACUUCUUUUGUCUUGUUCCAAGAUGGGUGGCCUGAUCACUCAUUGCUGUAGAUCAAGACUAAAUCAAAGGAGCUAUAGUGGUAAUACAGGUGUAAGCAAAUCAGAAUCAGGCCCUAAAUGCUUGGUCCUCUUUAUACUGAACAUGACGCACACUUGCAAAUAUUACACAGACUGAAUAUUGAACUCUUGGAAUAAAUCAAAAUAAUCCAGCUCCGCAUUUCAGUUCGCUGUAUGUACAUAACACUGCUCAUAAAGGCAUUUGGUAUCCUGUGUUAGAAAAAUCUAAAAGCUGUGAGCUUACCUCUGACAGAAGUGUCUUUCAGAUAUGGAACUCUCAGGUAAAGAAUGGAAUUGGAAUGUUGUUUUUACCCCCUCUGGUUUAGGAACAGUCACUGGAUUUAUAAUGUGUGAUAUAUGCCAGGAAGAAAAGGUGAGAUUUAUAGGAUUUUUUCCAAAAUCAUGUUUUAUGUAACAUGUAUAAACCAAAACUGCUAGGAUACACUCUUUAGGUGGCACCUUUUUUCUUGGCAUUACUGUAAGUAUUUAAAGAUCAUAAAUAGAUGCUGCUGAAAGCUGUAAUUCAUGGACAUAGUUUUUAUUUUUUUCCACUGACAAAGGAAAUUGGUGCAUGUUAUAGAAUCACCCUAACCAAAAUGCAAUGAUCUUUGUGUGCCUCAUUUGUAUAUCACCAAAAUCUUCACUUUAACUGAUUUCUAAGGCCAUCAACUUUUUUUUUUAUCGCAAGAACAGAAGCCUUAAUUUGAGCAGCUCAGAUGUUAAGUGUCAGUGUUCAAAAUACACAACUGUGCCAUCUCAAUAGGGUUUUUCAUCUGUUGUGUAGAAAACUAAAGUGUUUCAAAUUAUAAAUUUGCCAACUUUUACACAGUUUUGUCCAUACUCUGAUGUACGUGGUUAGCUGGUAUAAAGACAAAUUUCUCUUUAAACCAAGGAAGCUUCUAGGCAGUUAAGUCCUGCUCUUUGGUAGAGCAAUUUUAGAACUAUUUGGCUUCUUACACCAGGUUUAAAGUGAAAUGGUUGAAAUGUACAAUACUUUGAGGAAAAUUCUACAUUGGGUAUUUCAUAUUCUGAGUGAAUGUAAAGUUUAAUUGGUAGUAAAAUGAUUAGUACUGGUAAUUGUUCCCUGUAUACAGGGAACAAGCAUCCAAUUCACCUUAAGGUCAAUGUAAAGAGAAAAUGGAUUUCACAACAGUUGAGCAGUAAAAUAUAAAAAAAAGCCAGUAACUUCGUAAAAGUUACGGCUGCAUUAGUCACAUCAGUGAUGUACUAUUAAAAGCAUGAUGAACUGUGGACACUAUGUGACUUAUGUAGAUCCACUGCUCCCCCUCCCCUAUGCACUCAGUACUUCAUACGAUAUCAUCUCCUAUUUAUGUAUUGGAGUUUUGUCUAUCUUUUUAAGUCAAAAGAAUGUCUUUGAUACCAUCUAUUUUAUUAGUGAACAGCAUACAUAAAUAAUAUGCCUACCUUUCACCAGAUAUGUUUUUAUCUUUCUGUUAUCUUGCGCGCAUAUCCUGGUUUGUCUGUGAUUAAUGAAAAUAGUGUCAGAUGCUGGAAUUUAUUCUGACCAAUGAACAUGACUGACUCAAGGGAGUACAAGCUCUUGCAAAGUAAUAGAACAAACCCCAAUAUGCAUAAAACAAAUCCAAGUCGCUAGGCUUUAGCUGAUAGAACCAACUACCUGUGUAAUAACAAAGCACCAGAAACUAUUUCUCAUGUGGCUGCAUAAUAUAUUGUAUCUAGUUUUAAUGUAAUUUACUGGGUUUAUGCCCUUGGUUACAAAGAUUUUUGGUAAGUUUAAUGUUUUCAACGGCCAUCAACCUGAUUAACAGUUGGAAUUAUGCAAGGAAGGAAUCCUGUUGUGUAAAAUUUUAAAUAAAUUUAUUUUUGUUUGAAAUGG